UACAACAAAAUCAGCUGUUCCAUACCAACAAAAAUACAAUAUGGUUGUUUAAUUGAUGUUUGCCUUUGUUUGGCAAGGUCAGUCUUUGUGCAAAAAAUAAUAUUUAAUUUUGAAAGAGAUUUUUACAAGAUUCUAUAUCAAGUUCUUCUGCCCGUUGUUGAUAACAGUAAUACUUGAUUGUAUCAGUUUCUCGGAGUCAUGUCUAGCCAAAACAGCCCAAGUUUGCCUGCGCCAGGCCUUGAAGAAAUGUCUGGGUCUGUGUCACCAGAGAUAAAAGAGCCUAAACAAUAUUUUGUGAACUUCAAUCAGGAUAACACAUCAUUAUCUGUUGCAAGCAAAUCAGGCUACAAACUGUACUCGUUGAAUAAUGCUGAUAUCCUAGAGGAAAUAUAUUCCAAUGGAAAUGAGGACUGUUGGAUUGUUGAAAGACUUUUCAGCAGUAGUCUUGUUACUAUCGUAUCUAAUGCAUGCAAAAGGAAGCUGAAAGUAUGUCAUUUCAAAAGGGGUACUGAAAUAUGUCAUUACUCGUAUACACACAAUAUAUGUGGUUUGAAACUCAACAGAAUCCGUUUGGUCGUCUGUCUUGAGGAAAGCUUGUACAUUCACAAUAUAAGAGACAUGAAAGUUCUUCAUACAAUAAGAGACACACCUCGUAAUCCUAAUGGACUACUAGCCUUGAGCAUAGAUGUCGAUAACUGCUUUUUAGCUUAUCCUGGCUCAUCUACUUCUGGCGAGAUUCAGAUAUUUGAUUGUGUGAAUUUGCAAGCGCAAACGAUGAUACAAGCUCAUCAAGGUCCUUUGGCUACUUUCGCAUUUAGUCCUUGUGGUACACGAAUAGCUACAGCUUCAGAAAAAGGCACUGUGAUAAGGAUCUUCUCUACAUUUGAUGCCACUAAAUUAUAUGAAUUUAGGAGGGGAGUGAAGCGAUGUGUUACCAUGAGUUGCUUGUCCUUCAGUCUUUGCGGAGAAUAUUUAUGUUGUAGUAGUAACACAGAAACUGUACAUAUUUUCAAAAUGGAGGAUGUCGGGAGUAAAAAAAAAAGUACACAGGAAACCGGUUGGGCGGGAUAUUUCAGUUUGUAUCUACCUGGGACAGUAACAAAGGUAUUUAAUCAAGGCAGAUCAUUUGCCGCUGCGCACCUACCAACAUUUGGAUGCAAAAACGUCUUAGCCAUUUCAAUGGUUCACAAGGAACUGCGACUUUUUGUUGCAACCGAAGAGGGGGCAUUGUUUGUAUAUACCAUAAAUAAGAAUGGAGGUGAUUUACCCUUAUUUAAGACUCACCAAAUAUCUAGCAAUGAUAGUGAACAUCAUGAAAUGGUACCGCAUGCAUCGGAUCCAAAUCCUUCCACCCCACAUGUGGAUGAAGGUGGCAUACUAGGUAGCUACGCUGGCAUCGUCAAAGGCAAUCCCAUGGGCCAAAUGUCAGGUACUGAAUCUGAGAAGUUUCGAGAAAUGCAAGCAGCCACAGAAUCUCCACCCAAAAGUCUUUUUCACUUUACCGACGAACAUGAAUAUCCACCUCUAACUCAGAAUUCUGAAUGAGAUCAACAACAGAAUCUUUUUCAGUUCCAUUUGGGCCAACUGACAAACAAGGAAAAGUUGCAGCUCACCUGUGUCUCGGUUCUCAUGAUUCAUCUGAUUGUUUGCCUAAUUGAGGAUAUUGUAUUGUGUAUUUUUGAGUUUACCUUAUAAUAUAUUAUAUUGAUAUGUUAAGUUCUUCCGUUAACAUUUUUGUAUUGUGAUACUUUUUUAAAUUUCAGUCUAAUGAAAUUGGGAAAUAAGGCA
This is a messenger RNA of Leptinotarsa decemlineata (Colorado potato beetle), 1788 nucleotides long. It is a transcript of the gene Atg18a, whose product is annotated as Autophagy-related 18a. The record is from RefSeq and is a predicted model, not a curated record. Gene Ontology annotation, molecular function: protein binding. NCBI's taxonomy places the organism in Eukaryota, Metazoa, Arthropoda, Insecta, Coleoptera, Chrysomelidae.